This is a messenger RNA of Hevea brasiliensis (rubber tree), 2526 nucleotides long. Its product is annotated as G-type lectin S-receptor-like serine/threonine-protein kinase LECRK1. The record is from RefSeq and is a predicted model, not a curated record. Gene Ontology annotation, biological process: protein phosphorylation. Gene Ontology annotation, molecular function: protein serine/threonine kinase activity; ATP binding. The transcript has a single exon. Lineage: Eukaryota; Viridiplantae; Streptophyta; Magnoliopsida; Malpighiales; Euphorbiaceae. Bases 51 to 2408 code for a protein of 785 amino acids.
CAAUAUCUUACAUUGGCAAAUGAAAAUUCGUGAACUCCAAACUUAAAAGGAUGCACAGAGCUCAGAACCUUUCCAUGGCUUCCGUCAUUCUGUUCCUGUUUCUAUCUUUUACUUCAAUUUUCAAAGCCUUAGCUCAACAAAGAUACUCCAAUAUAAGCUUAGGAUCUUCCCUCACACCCACCACCAACUCCUCAUUGUUGUCACCUUCUGGUCUUUAUGCCUUUGGAUUUUACCCACAGGGCACUGGGUAUGCUAUCGGUGUCUUUAUUGCUGGAAUUCCUCAGAAGACGGUUGUCUGGACUGCCAACCGUGAUGAUCCACCAGUGGACAGCAAUGUUAACUUGCUCAUCAAUGAUGCUGGGUUAGUCUUGGAAGCGCAGGGCCAAACAACUACAGUUAUUUCUGCUCCCCAAUCAGCUUCUUCAGCUUCUUUGUUUGAUUCGGGCAAUUUUGUGCUCUACAAUUCUGAUCGUGAUAUUAUGUGGCAGAGUUUUGAUCACCCAACUGAUACCCUUUUGCCUACUCAACGUCUAGAAGCUGGUUCAGAGCUGGUUUCUGCUGUUUCAGAAACUAAUCACUCAACAGGAAUUUUCCGCCUCAGGAUGCAAACGGAUGGAAACCUCGUGCAGUAUCCGGUGGAAACCCCUGAAACUGCUCCAUAUUCUUAUUGGUCAUCCGGUACGGAUGGAAGUGGGAAUAACGUGACACUAAAUUUUGAUUAUGAUGGCCGUCUCUACCUGCUCAAUUCCACCGGUUUCAACAUAAGAGAAAUCACUCCAGGAGGGUAUCCCACAAAAGAAACAAUUUUUGUUAUGAGAAUUGAUUUUGAUGGGAUAUUCAGAUUGUACUCGUACAAUCUGAAACAGAAUGGAAAUUCUUCAGUUUUGAAAGAAUCCACAACUAAUAAGUGCGAACCCAAGGGACUAUGCGGUCUUAAUAGCUAUUGCGCUUUAAAUGAUUUGGAACCUAAAUGUAUAUGUCUUCCAGGAUUUGCAUCUGUUAAUCCGGGGGAUCGGACUGCUGGAUGUGAGAGGAAUUUCACAGCUGAAAGUUGCAAAGAAGAUCAUAAAAGCAUCAGAAUUCAAGAAGUUCUUAGCACCGCAUGGGAAGAUGUAUCAUACUCCGUUCUCUCAUUAUCUAUCAAGGGAGAGUGCGAGCAAGCAUGUCUGCAGGAUUGCAACUGUGAUGCUGCGUUUUACAAAGACGGUCUGUGCAAAAAGCAAAAGCUGCCUUUGAGAUAUGGGAGAAGAAACCCGGAUGAGUCAAACUCAGCUUUGAUCAAGGUUAAAUCUACAUCAAUCAGGACCAAUACAGACAGAAACGAGCCUGCAGUAGAUAAAAAGAAAAGUGAUCAGCUUGGCAGGGGCGUCCUAAUCGUUGGCAUUUCAGUUGGUGCUUUUGGGCUUGUUACGUUGGCAAUUUCUGGCAUUCUGUUUCAUAAAUAUCGUGUGUGGGCAUACAAAAGGAUCUCUGAAAAAGACCACAUUGGAUUAAGUGAGGAAGUUGCUCCUCGAUCCUUUACCUUUGAAGAACUAGAGAGAGUGACAGAUGGUUUCAAGGAAGAAAUUGGCAGAGGUUCAUUUGGGACUGUUUAUAAAGGGCUAAUAUCGAGCACCCAGAAAGUUGCAGCUGUGAAGAGACUAGAAGGAGCUGCAUCUCAAGGGGAACGAGAAUUCCAAACUGAAGUGAAGGUUAUUGGGAAAACACAUCACAAGAGCCUAGUCCGCCUUCUUGGUUAUUGCAAUGAGGGGCCUAACAGGCUCUUGGUAUACGAGUACAUGAGAAAUGGGUCACUUGCUGAUGUAAUCUUCUCUCCUGAAAGCAGACCUUGUUUUGGAGAAAGAGUGGAGAUCGCCCGGAACAUAGCAAGGGGCAUCCUCUAUCUACAUGAAGAGUGCGAGACGCAAAUCAUCCACUGUGAUAUAAAACCAGAGAACAUACUAAUGGAUGAAUGCUGGUGUCCAAAAAUUUCCGACUUCGGAUUGGCAAAGCUGUUGAAGCCGGAACAAACAAAAACCUUCACAGGAAUUAGAGGAACUAGAGGAUAUGUUGCACCAGAAUGGCAUCGCAAGCUUCCUGUUACAGUUAAAGCUGACGUUUAUAGUUUUGGAAUUGUGUUAUUGGAGAUCACAUGUUGCAGAAGGAAUGUGGAUCAAAAUCUUCCAGAGAUUGAAUCCAUUCUUGUGGAUUGGGUUUACCAUUGUUUUGAGAGUGGUGAAAUAGAUAAAUUGGUUAGUGAAGAGGAAGUGGACAAGAGACAAAUGGAUAGAAUGAUCAAAGUGGGGCUUUGGUGCACUCUGGAUGAACCAUCUCUUCGCCCUUCCAUGAAAAAGGUUCUACUGAUGUUGGAAGGGACAGUAGACAUCCCAAUACCUCCAAGUCCUACUUCUUUUCUUAGUGCCAUUUAAGUUUGAGAUUAUAAUUUUUGCCUAGUAGAGUUCAGCGUAGUGAGACUUAAAUUUGAUUUUGUCAGAUAAGUGAUAUGCUUUCAGUCAUUGAAUUAAUAAAAUUAAAAAGAUUAUUCCA